This is a messenger RNA of Cotesia glomerata, 1276 nucleotides long. RefSeq names its product upstream activation factor subunit spp27-like (gene Non2). The record is from RefSeq and is a predicted model, not a curated record. NCBI's taxonomy places the organism in Eukaryota, Metazoa, Arthropoda, Insecta, Hymenoptera, Braconidae. The transcript is spliced from 5 exons. Gene Ontology annotation, cellular component: nucleus. Bases 116 to 907 code for a protein of 263 amino acids.
AGCCUCAAGAGUGAGACGCAACGAUCAGAGACCCUUGAGUCACAUCCAGAUUCACUACACAUUCAGUUGCCAGCAGAACGUACAUCAGUAACAACCUAUUCCACGUAAAGUCAAAAUGGCGGACAUAAGUAAAGAUGAGCUACGCAAAGAAAUCACCGCUAUUCUUAAGGAUGCUGAUUUAACAGCCAUGUCUGCUAAGAAAGUGCGGCAACAAAUUGAAGAAAAAUUAGACAUUGACUUAUCUGAAAGGAAAAGGGAAGUCGACGAUUUGGUGAUGGAGCAUCUCCAAGAAAAACAAGACGGAGGCAAGAAGAAGAAGAAGGCAGCCAGCGAAGAGUCCGAGGGAGAGGAGGAGGAGGAAGAAGAAGAAGAGGAAGCCUCUGAAGAAGAGGAGGAAGAAAAAGAAAAGAAACCAGCUAAACGUGGUCCUCCCAAGAAGACUGCAACUAAGCGCAAAGGAUCUUCUGAUGACGAAGAAAGCGGAAGCGAUGAUGACGCUAGUGACGAAGAAUACAGUCCUAAGAAAGUUGCUGCCAAAACAGCUAAGAAAGGAAAACCAGCAGCGAAGAAAGGAAAGAAGAAGGGUAGCGACAGUGACAGCGACGAAGACUGGGGUAAACAAAAAAAACCAGCCGCUGGUGCCAAAAAAGGAGGUGUUGGUAAAGGAAAAGGUUACACGAGAGCCAUUACUUUAUCUUCAGAAUUAGCGACUGUUGUUAAUGCUGAAAAAAUGGCGCGCCAUGAAGUUGUUAAGAAAAUCUGGAGCAUCAUCAAAGAAAGAAAUCUUUAUGAUCAGAAGAAUAAGCAAUUUGCCAUUUGUGAUGACGAACUCUUCAAAGUAUUCGGUGUAAAACGUUUCAGAACCUUUGGUAUGAUGAAGUACCUUAAAAAUCAUUUCUUAGACUAAGAUAAAAUAACAAUAACAAUUACAAUGAAUCAAUAUUAAUUAUUACAAUAAUAGUAAUAAUAAUUAUUAUUAAAUAUUAAAACCAACAACAACAACAACCAACAACAAACGAAAAAAAAAAAAAAAACAAAACAAUUUUUUUUAAAUUAAGUUUUUCCGCCACAACUCGUCGCAUGAUCUCCGACACAAUUCCUUUUAUAUGUUUCUUUAUUGACUAUUGAUUAAUUUUAAGUCUCUGAUUCAAGGUAAAUUCAUAACACAAUUAUGAUGUUCCAAGUAAUAAAAUUUUUUUGUUAAUAGUCAGCCCAUCAUAACAUCCAUUAGAUCCGGGGCAUUUUAUUGUUUGUAAUCCCUGAACUUUUUUUUGUA